CUAACGCAAACCGAAAAUUCAAUUUCAAAAAAAUCAAUAGAAACAUGACACUACAAACGAAAAUAUCAACUGAAGAAUGCGGCGCAUAAUUUAAUUUUUCAACCAGAAACUAUCACACGCGAAACGAGUGCGCUCUGCCAUCUACCCGAGUUAAACCAGCGCUAAAUCAACUGCAACAAUCCCAUCCAAUCCAAUCCAAUCCAACGAACAAAAAAAAAACAAGUAGAAAACCCAAAAUCAACCAAAAUCAACAAGAGUUUCUGGUAUUAAUUUUAUUUGAUGCGCGCGCUCAUAAAAAUUUACAUAGAAAGCGACACCAGCAACAACAACAACAACAGCCAGCAACCAGUCGGAAAUACCCAUCUACAACAUCAAAACUGAAUUGGUUAACCAUGGAAAAGGCGUAACUGCCAACUGCUGACCCGGGCCAUAUAACUUUAGAUGAGCGCGCUUCUGUGCCACAAUUUUGUUGUACACCUGCAGAAGCUGCCACGCCCACGACGAACAUCCCCCCAACCUCCGAGAACAACGCGAAAGACAAACAAAACAAACUCAAAUUCAAAAGCAACAUCAGUGAUAUGGAAAUGUGCAUAGAGAAAAAGGCAAAAAAGUCGAAAAAGUCAAAAAAUGAAACAGCUGAGAGUUCAAUGCAGGAGCAGCAGCAGCAGCGACAGCAGCAAAGCAACAAAGACAACAAUUAUCAAAAGAAAUGCCACCAAAAUCAAACGAAAACUCAAGGAAGGCAAACACAUAAGAGCAAAAGCAACAACAGCAAAAGCAGCAUCAAAAGCAGCAGCGACUGCAGCAGCAACAACAACUGCAACAACAACAACAACCAAAGAGAUCGAGACCACCUGAAAAAGCAACAACAAAACCAACGAACAACAAAACCUACAACAAAAGCCACAUCAACAAACGGCAGAAGCGACGCCAACAGGAGCAGCGCCGUCAGCAGCAGCAUCAUCAUCAAAAGCAGCAAAGUCAACGCCAGCGGCAACGUCAGCAGCCACACCACCAACAACAGCAGCAACAACAACAGCAGCCAUUGCUGCACACAAUUAAACACGCUCUAUUUGCUGCUGGUGCUCUUAAUAGUUGGCCUCGCCCACCACUCAGCCACUGCCUCCCCCUACGAGAGCAGGCGUGAUGCUCUUUUGGCCUACUAUAAACGCGCACACCUUCAGCAGCAGAGUGUCGCCCGCGGGGCUGUCGCUGUCGCUACCUACGAGGGGGGACCGUCACAGUCCCAGGAGGAGUACCAUUUACACGAUGCCUCCGCUGUGGAUUUUGAUGAGCUAACGCCCACAGUCAGCGUUGUCUCUGCUCUGACUCGGGCAGAGCGUUUGCGUAAGCGAAGCCCCCUUCCAACAACGCUAUCAACUGCCAGCACAACAACAACUGCAUCGGAAGCAGCAGCAAUAACAACAGCAGAGUCCGCAGCGGAAGCAUCCAGCAGCAGCAGCAGCAACAGCAAAAAGCCAGAAGAGAAAUGCGAUCCAAAAGUAUUGGAAAUGGUGCCCGAUGAGCCGUUUUACGACUUCACCGACAUUGCCGAGGAUGCUGCACGCCAGUUUAUUGAAUUUCUAUCGAACAAAUUCCCAAAUGCCAACACUCCGAUUGCCAUCGAUGAGCCGACACGUGCGGAGGUGAGCCGUCGGGCCAACAGUAUCGCCAGCUAUGCCCUAAACGAGGACGAGAACCUACUGGCCUUUGCCAUUGCCGCGCCGAGCAUACACACGGUUGUCGUUAAAUUCAGGGAUAAUGUCACGAUACCACCGGAUCAGGUGCAUAAUAAGGCGUUUUUGGGCUCUUACUGGCGGGAAUUGGGUGCCGCCUGGAACAGCAGCGACGGUACCCAGGAGUGGGGCGCCCCUUUUCGCGACUGCAACCUGUUGACGCGCCGCUGGCUGUGGCCCUUUCGCAUAUCAUUCACAGAGCAUAGAAUCAAAAUUGUGGCAGCUGCCUUUAUUGCCGCCGAUGAGGAUGUGUGCAACGAUGGACUGGAGGAGGUGUUUGGCCGUCGUCACGGGUGUGAUCGAAAUACUACUUUCUGCCUUCUCACGGAGAACAAACCGGCGGCCACGAGGGAUGUGUACACGUGUCUCUGUCGGGAGUCCUUCUAUCUGCCAAACUCAACGCUGCAGGGCUUCCGCGGCGAUUUAGUGGAACUGUCCGAGGGCUACGACAACUACUCGUGCAUACCGUGUCCGGGCGGUUGCACAAACUGCGAUCAGCAUGGGGUGUGCCUCAACUUUCAGGAGGAGGAGGCCCUCAAUAUGGAUGCCUGUCUGCGUCUGCUUGUGGCCAUUGUCCUGGGCGCCUGUAUCCUGUGCUGUGUGGUCCUGGGUGUGAUUGUUUUUAGACAGAGGAAGAGCAAGGCCAUUGCCUCGGGCAUGUGGACUGUGCUGGAGACGAUACUGCUGGGAAUUGUUUUACUUUAUGCAUCUGUUGCCGUCCAUUUCUUUCCCGCCUCCACCGAGCGCUGCCUGCUGGAGCCCUGGCUGCGGGAACUGGGAUUCAUCACCUGCUACGGCGCCAUCAUACUGAAGCUGUAUCGCCACCUGGUAGAUUUUCGGACACGGAAGGCCCAUCGCUGGGUGCUGCGGGACGUGGAUCUGCUCAAAUAUCUGGGCGCCAUGGUGUUCGCGGUGGUGUGCUACAUGUCCGCCUUCACGGCCUCGUCGCUGGACCUGCUGGAGAGCGCCCAGCUGGAGAGUCUACGCGAGGCGAGCACCAACACCUGCCAUCCGCUCAAGUGGGAGCUGGUGACGCAGGCCAGCGAAAUACUCAUCCUGUGCUUCGGCCUGCACCUCUCCAUAGCCAGUCGCAAUGCCAACACUCAGUUCCGGGAACGACAAUUUCUGGUGACCGCCCUCACGCUCGAGUUCCUUGUCUCGUCCAGCUUCUACUUUCUGCGCUUUGUCUACCUACCGGAAAUGAGUCCCAGCGCCAUACUGCUGGCCCUCUUCGUGCGCUCCCAGCUGACAAACAGCUUUGCCCUGGGUCUGAUAUUUGUGCCAAAAUUGUGGUAUCAGCACAAGCAGGUUCGUUCGCUAGCGUAUGAUCUAUCAAUACGUUUACCUGUGGAUGCUUUCAAGGGUGCUGCACACGAUGCCGGUCAGCGUUUGGGCGGUGGCUAUGCGGGCCUUUGCCUUGGUGACCCCGACAUCGGUGAGCUGACCAUAUCCGAAAUGAGUCCCGAGGAUAUACGUGCUGAACUCAAAAGACUGUAUACACAACUUGAGAUACUGAAGAACAAGACCUUGAGACAGGACAAUCCGCACAUCAGCAAACGACGCGGUGGACGCAAGGCGGGUCAUCGUCGAUUCUCAUUGCAGAAAAAGGGCAGCAAGGAUAAGGCUCUAAGUGCCAAACACCGCAGCAACAAGCAUCAUCAGGACAUCGAGAUCACCGAGGCGGAACCAUCCCGUACACCCGAGGACUCCGUAUGCAGUGGCGAGGGACCGACGGAUACCUACGCGGAGAUAUCGGGCGUAUCGCAUUCAAUGCUCUCCCAUUCGAUGGUCUCGCACUCAAUUGUCUCUCACUCGAAGUAAGGAAACCCACAGUCGUUGUGGGAGCAGAGGAGGAAGAACUCGUAAACGAAGGAUUUGUAUAUAAGUAUUAAAGGAUACGAUAGUACAUGAUUGUAUGUGUAGAUAUCAAUAUGUAUGUAUGUAUGUGUAUGGGAGGAUUAGGGUGCAGCAUAGGUAAUAUAUAGCGCAACAAUACAAACAAUAAAAGGAUUACUUUAAUUUCGCAAUGAAAGAAAAACCAACAAAAAGCAACACAUGAACAAAGGCAAAGACACAAAAAAACACAAACAAUAAAAAACAUUACUUUAUUUAAAAAAUAAAAGAAAAUAAAAAACGCAUAGACAAGUGAAGAGAAAUGGAAAGAGUGAAGAGUGAAAAGAAUAUAAAGUAAAGAAGCAAAUGAGUUUUGUACAAUUUUGAUACACUUUUAGAUGAUUUUACGUUGUUGAUUUCUCUCAAUUUGAUUUCGAUUGAUUUCGAGCAAAGUUGUACGAAAGAGAGCGAUAAAACAGAGCCCACCUGUGUAGGUAAACGAUAAAACUGUUUUGUAAAACCAAAACAAAAAGAGACAAGAAACUAAUUAUUGAUAAACCUAUUCCUACUACACACAUUUGAGUUUACAUCUAAGUUCCUCAACUCAACAGUUACUAAUACUCUAUUAAUUUGCCACUUAUUUCGAAUCCAACCGAGCGAACACUCGGUAAAUAUCCCCUCACCAUCUCUCUCUAUAAACGAUAGGGAAUAUUUGUGAGGAGAGCACAGCGAAAAUCAUUUUGAAAGAACAGUGAAUAAUCAGUUGUAAAUUUGAGCUUAUAGGCAUUAAAAUCUAGUAAUGAAAUUCUCUCAUAACUAUCACACACUUUACAUCUUACUAAUUACCUACUAAUAUAUAUUUGUAUUAUAUAUUGUAUACUUGUAAUUCCUACAUUUUCCCAUCCAAAACACCGAACGGGGUAAACUUUUUGUAAAUACUAAGUGCAGUACUGUACGAAAGAGAAGCGUGCCAUACUUAAGAGAGGCCAAAACCAAAGACUAUACAAUACCAAGAUGUUGCAUGGGAGACCAAAAAGCUGUAUUUGUGUAGGAUUCUGGGAUGAGUCAGCUGAAAUUUAAAUGGAAUUUGUACCUGAUGCAAUUGGUAUUGAAUAGUCUUUGGUUUCGGAGAGAGCAGAGCCCAGGCAUUUUGUUUGUUAACUUUGUGUGGCAGUUACAGAAAGAAAUCGAAAAGCUCCGGAAGGAUGUCGGUAAGGUAAUGCUUAAUAGAUGCUUAAGUACCCUUUUUUUGUAUCGUAACUAGCCGAACAAAUUCUGUCUCAAGUAUUAUUCCCAUUUGAAGUUGAUUUC
Drosophila pseudoobscura is the source of this 4880-nucleotide messenger RNA. RefSeq names its product G-protein coupled receptor 158 smog (gene smog). Gene Ontology annotation, cellular component: membrane. The record is from RefSeq and is a predicted model, not a curated record. Gene Ontology annotation, molecular function: G protein-coupled receptor activity. Gene Ontology annotation, biological process: G protein-coupled receptor signaling pathway. NCBI's taxonomy places the organism in Eukaryota, Metazoa, Arthropoda, Insecta, Diptera, Drosophilidae. The transcript has 14 exons. The coding region runs from base 579 to 3557 and encodes 992 amino acids.